GUUCCGGAUAUCGCGUGAAUUGUUGACCCGGGGCGGGGCGUCUCUGCGCGCCUACGUAAAAGUCCCGGCCGGGCAGAACUCGGGUCACCCUGAGCUGCCGACCGCGACGCGAUGCUGAGCAAGUUCCUGGGCCCGCGCUACCUCGAACUGGCCAAGAACUGGAUUCCCACGGUGGGCAUGUGGGGCACUGUGGGCACCGUCGGGCUAGUGUGGGCCACUGACUGGCGGCUGGUUCUGGACUGGGUGCCCUACAUCAAUGGCAAGUUUAAGAAGGACAACUAAUUAAACUGACCCUCCUCAGAGCCCUCUGGUGAUUGGUGGCGACAGCUUCCAUCUCAGUACCUGCUGCGUCUGGAACACCCCCAGCCCUCUGCAUGGAUCUUGAAGAGAUCCACAGUGUGACUUUGGACUUUCCAUGUUUCUGAACGUAACUUUGAUGUAUGAAUGCAUUAAACCUUACUCUGCAACCUGC
Molecule: messenger RNA, 472 nt
Organism: Molossus molossus (Pallas's mastiff bat)
Lineage: Eukaryota; Metazoa; Chordata; Mammalia; Chiroptera; Molossidae
Product: cytochrome b-c1 complex subunit 10
Exons: 3
Coding region: 112-282 (56 amino acids)
Biological process (GO): mitochondrial electron transport, ubiquinol to cytochrome c
Cellular component (GO): mitochondrial inner membrane
Source: RefSeq, a predicted model, not a curated record